AUGUCCUCCCGUGCGAUCCGCAAGCUGCAAAAGCUGCGCGAGCAAGAGCAGCAAGCCGAACAAGAAGCCCAGGAGUCGAGCGAAGACGAGCCGAUCUCAAGACCGUCAAAACCCAAACUGAAUGCGUUUGACCUUCUGAACGCAGCAUAUGACGAUGAGGAUGAGGACGAAAAGCAGUCCGAGAGUGAGGCUCCCGAGCCGGUGACUGGGCCAACCAAGGAAGUAGCAGGCCCACCAGCAACAGCAGAUCCUGCGAAGAAGAAAAAGAGGAAGGCCAAGAUUAAGAAGAAGAAAAAUGCGACAAAGCAGGAGCCUACGAAAGGGGGCUCCGAUGACAAAGAUUUGGAUGAGAUCGACCGAGCCUUAAAGGAGUUGGCUGUCCCGUCACAAGGAGAGGCUGACGCUCAACUCUUGGUGCAGAACAUCGAUGCAUCAUUCGCGAAAUCCCCGGAAGAAUUUCUGUCGAUCGACUCGAAGUUGCUUAACGCAAGCAACGAGAUGCGGAAGUUGUUCGGCAAUGUUGUGUUUGAGAAUUUCGAUCAGCCGGAAACGGGGUCGGGUCGCAGGCGUGACCGAGCUCGAGAAACAGUAGACUUGGGCCGUGCUUUGACAGGUAGAUACAGCCCGGCAAGUAGGGGGCUUAGUCUUGCUGGAGUUACGCAACGGCGCAACAUCUUAUUUCAAGGAAAAGAUGAGUGGCCGCGAGCUCCAAGUGGAGGUCUUGGAAUGGAGAUGGCAGAAUCGCUUCCCAACGGCGCUACCGUUUAUCGCUUCAUCCACAAUGCUGCAUACCAAGAUGUGCAGAGGCAAUUCGAACUUUGUGUGGAGUCAAUGGAUCCGCAAAGGAUGAUCCAUCUUCUUCAGUACAACCCUUACCACAUCUCAACCCUCCUUCAAGUGUCUGAAAUAGCAAAGCACCAAGGCGAUCACGCUGUAUCUGCAGACCUUCUUGAACGAGCGCUCUUCAAUUUUGGUCGCUCAGUCCACUCGUCGUUUGGAAAUCGCCUCAAAGAGGGCAAGGCUAGGCUUGACUUUUUGCAUGCAGAAAACCGCGAGCUGUGGCUAGUUGGGUGGAGGUACAUUGCCAAUCUCGGAAUGAAAGGGACUUGGAGAACCGCAUAUGAAUGGGCCAAAUUGUUACUGAGCCUGGAUUCAGAUGAUCCUUAUUGCAUAAGACUCAUGAUCGACAAUCUAGCACUCCGUGGCAGAGAGUGGUCCCAUUUCAUCGAUCUCUGCACACAAACCAGGUUAUCAAAGGAGUGGAAGUAUCUCCCAAAUAUUCAAUGCUCCCUGGCGUUAGCAUAUCUACGCCUGAACAAACAGAAAGACUGUCGAAAGCAGAUGCGCGUGGCAAUGGCCCGCUAUCCAUGGGUAUUCUGCAAACUAGCGCAGGAGCUCGACAUCCAGCCGAUGCCGAAGCGGAUCUGGGGUAAGCUACCCCCGACUGACGGGCACGAGUUAUUCACCGAACUCUACAUUGCACGCACCAAGGAUCUGUGGAACACCCCGGAGGUAGUCUCUCUUCUGGUAGAGGUGGCGGACACGUUAACAGAGGGAGACGAGCCCAUUGAACCGCCAGAGAUUACCCUGGAUAUUGCGCGCCAUGUUGUCCUCUCAGACGUCCCGCUCGUUACAACGCAUUUACCGACUCGAUUUGUGUCUGGGCGAAUCUCAGCCUCUGACCCUCUACCACCUUACGAAUCUGAAGCUUUUCGACAGCAGUCCGAUCCAACACCAUCAUAUUUGUCUCGAGUCCCAGAAGCAGAGCGACCUGGCUGGAUCCGUAACCUUAUGAAUCAGCUAAACAAUGGCGCGUUUCGCCUUCCUCGGUUCCGUGCAGGGGAUGAGGAGGAACGUGAUGAUGAUGAACCGGAAGAAGACCAUGUGCUACCGGCUUCUGGCGCUGAGGACCAGGUUGUACUUGAACAAUGGCUGCUUGGAGACGGGUUGCAGAUUCUGGAAGCGUUCAUUCGUCAGCAUGGCGUCGAUCGAGGGAACUGGGAUGAAGAUCUCGACUAUGCCCCGCUGCAUGAAUACGUUGACACAUUGUUUGAGAUUGUACCAGACCCCGCGCGGGAGAGACUACUAGAUGGUGCGAUUCGAGAAGCUGCGGGUCCAAUAGUUGUGAGUCUACUGCAAAACGAAAUGGAGCUUACGCGGCUGGAGUAUGAGGAACAGCAACGUGAUGGACAGUGA
Messenger RNA from Aspergillus mulundensis, 2196 nucleotides. RefSeq names its product transcriptional repressor TCF25 family protein. Gene Ontology annotation, cellular component: RQC complex. Gene Ontology annotation, biological process: rescue of stalled cytosolic ribosome; ribosome-associated ubiquitin-dependent protein catabolic process. The record is from RefSeq and is a predicted model, not a curated record. Lineage: Eukaryota; Fungi; Ascomycota; Eurotiomycetes; Eurotiales; Aspergillaceae. The coding region runs from base 1 to 2196 and encodes 731 amino acids. The transcript has a single exon.